AUGCACUUGCAAGAAUAUGAGACUCGCCUGAUAUGCGGGGAACGAGGGGCGAUCGAUGAAUUACUUGAUCGAAGUUUAUGGUGUUCGUGCGACGAGCUGAAAGGAAAGCACCCCUACAAGUACUUGGCUUCUUCCUCAUCCGCACUGCAUUCACCUCCUGCCACCUCGUCCCCGCAACAUGAGGGCAAUUUCUCGUAUGGGGACAUGUCCAGCUGUGCCCUCGAGAUGAGCUGUUAUGGCGCUCCAGCACAGAUGAUGUGGUCGCCACUGACCUGGCCUUUGUCUCCAAGCCAGAUGCCAAUAGCAUGCGGGCUCUCUGAUGUAUACGACCUUGGUACCCCAUCGCUUACCCCCAUGGACCCACAGAACGUGGUCAGCAAUACGCAUGUACCCGUCGUGAUCGACUCGCCCGUCUUCACAGGCACAUUCUACGACACUUCGCUGAUGGAUAUAGUUGGCAAUGCUACCCAUAAUCCAACUGGCCAGUUCACUCCCGAUCCUGUGUCGGAGACCGCGGAAAGUAUGAGCUUUGGCUUCGCCAACUUCGCUGACCACGACCUUGUCACUUCCUCCCAGUUCACACUGCCGACCUCCAAACACCAUGACGAUGAUGGUCCAGAUGAGAGACCGUCCACAAAGCAGCCACGAUAUGAAUCGGCAACUGAGUUCCCGACCCGCAAGGGGUACAGAGCUCCGCCGGAUCCACUGAUGGACCUUGUUCCAACAAUUACUGCCAUACCUGACGGGAGGCAGCUAAUGAACAAGACUCUGAAGAACACCAUUAAUGUGUACGAGACAGUCGUUCUCGAGAAAUUUCAUCGGGAACAACAAAGCCUCGCAACGAUACCAUCGGAAAACCCAGGACCUGACAUACAGCGAUGCCCUGCCCGACCAGCGAAGCACGUCAGCAAUGCCAAAGCUGGGCAAAAGCCGAAGGGUGCAAGCAAGGGUAGGAGCGCGAAGAGAGCAACGGCAUCGAGGAAGAGCGCAGCGUGCACGUGGAUAGUGGGCAUCGCGACCGACGACAAGAAGUGUCCCAAAUGA
Molecule: messenger RNA, 1044 nt
Organism: Heterobasidion irregulare TC 32-1
Lineage: Eukaryota; Fungi; Basidiomycota; Agaricomycetes; Russulales; Bondarzewiaceae
Exons: 5
Coding region: 1-1044 (347 amino acids)
Source: RefSeq, a predicted model, not a curated record